AUGCGAUAUCUCCAAUGUCGACGUACAAUCUACAGUCUAACUGGCAAAUGGCCCAAAACUGCAGCAAUCGAACGAACGAAAGAGAUAGAAAAACAUUGGAUACCAAAAUUAUUUGAAGAACAUGAAAAAUAUCAAUUAGAACAAGAUAAUGAUCAAAAACAAAAGAUGUAUAUUCUACCCAUGUUUCCUUAUCCAUCUGGUCGUUUACAUAUGGGUCACGUUCGUGUUUAUACUUUAAGCGAUACUUUAGCACGUUAUUAUCGAAUGCGAGGCCAUCGAGUUGUUCAUUGUAUUGGUUGGGAUGCGUUCGGUUUACCAGCUGAAAAUGCUGCUUUUGAACGAUCCGAAGAACCUGAUCAAUGGACAAAAACAAAUAUUGCUUAUAUGAAACAACAAAUAAAACAGCUUGGUUGUAGUUUUGAUUGGAAACGAGAAUUAUCAACAUGUGAUCCAAAUUAUUAUAGAUGGACGCAACAUAUAUUUCUUAUGUUAUAUCAUGCAGGACUAGUUUACCAAAAAAAGGCAGCUGUUAAUUGGGAUCCUGUUGAUCAAACCGUACUAGCAGAUGAACAAAUCGAUGAAGCUGGUCGUUCAUGGAGAUCUGGCGCAAUUGUAGAAAAAAAAUAUUUAAAGCAAUGGUUUAUUCGCACGCGCGCAUUUACGCAGUCACCAUCGUCAACAGUAUUUUUACCUCCACCACCUACGGGUUUUGAACUCGUAUGCGUACAAAUUGUUGCUCGACAUGGUUCUCGAGCAUUAGAAGGUCGAAAAUAUGAUAGAUUAACAACAGAACUAUGGAAACAAGCAAAAGAAGAAAAAACAUUAACAAAAUAUGGCGAAAAGUUCGGUGACGAUCUUCAACACUUUAUCGCUGCCAAUGAUAAAUUAGGACGUGGCGAACUUGCUGGACUUGGUAAGAUUGAGCACCAAAAUCUUGCCCACCGUUUAACUAAUCGUAUUUUACCAUUAUUUACGGAAGUUUUCUUGAGUAAUUCAUCAAGACGUAUUCAAGUUAUUGAUAGUGGUAAAUCUCGUACAGUGGCAAGUUUAAAUGCAUUUGUUCAAGGUUUACCAUUACGCAUAACUUCUCUAAUCGAUUAUGAACCAGCAAAUCCCACUCUGCUUUCUUUCUAUGAGAAUAAUAAAUAUCAAACAUAUAUUAAAAAAGAGAAAUAUAUAAAGAAUAAACUUCGAUCCAUUCAAAUGCAACCAUAUUCAAAACAAAUGGCUCGUAGUAUACUUGAACGAUUAUAUGAUGAAUCGUUUAUUGCUAGACUUACGAAUGGAUCAUAUUUUAUAGUCGAUGUUGAAUCUGGAAAAUCGAUAAGAAAUGAAGUAGAUGCUGUUCGUAUGCUUCAUGGCCUAUAUUUAAUUGGUUCAAAUCUACGAGAAGAGGGUGUUGAAUCUUUAUUAGAAAAAUAUUUUAAUGUAAACGAAUCAGCUUGGUUUGCUUAUCUUCAAGAUGCAAAAGAAUAUUAUGAAAAAGGUCCAGGAUAUACAAAUCAAACUAUAAUCAAUGAAAUGGCUCAAAUAUUACUUGACGAUUUCUUUCAUCAUUCAGAGCAAUGUUCUCAAGUAGAUGCAAAAUAUUUUCUUCGUGCACGAUUUGGUCACGCUGAGACUAUCAUCCCCUUUGUAACACUUCUGAAAAUACCUAUACUGAGUGACAAAUCAACAUCACUUAAUGAAACAUAUACACAUGAAAAUAAUGGUUGGCGUGGUGAAUUAAUUUCACCUAUGGCAGCUAAUAUUCAAUGGGAAAUAUAUCGACGUUCUAACAACAGUACACCAGAUAAUAUUGCGCAACAUCAAAUACUUAUGCGAAUGUUAUUUAAUGAAUAUCCUGUUCCGUUUAAAUAUGAAUGUCAACCAUAUAACAUGAAUAAUCAUUAUUUCUAUACAAUUGAUGAAUUAAAAAAAUGUUAUAGAAUGAAUGAACUCUAA
This is a messenger RNA of Rotaria socialis, 1944 nucleotides long. The record is from the annotation of a GenBank genome assembly. NCBI's taxonomy places the organism in Eukaryota, Metazoa, Rotifera, Eurotatoria, Philodinida, Philodinidae.